Molecule: messenger RNA, 2048 nt
Organism: Amyelois transitella
Lineage: Eukaryota; Metazoa; Arthropoda; Insecta; Lepidoptera; Pyralidae
Gene: Past1
Product: EH domain-containing protein 3
Exons: 4
Coding region: 159-1811 (550 amino acids)
Biological process (GO): endocytosis; endosomal transport
Cellular component (GO): plasma membrane; cytoplasm
Molecular function (GO): GTP binding; protein binding; calcium ion binding
Source: RefSeq, a predicted model, not a curated record
AAGGCAAUUUAAUGUCAUUCAGUUCAUAUUCGUGGAGGAGGAUGAUCACAGUGAAUCAAUUAUAUUUCGUUUGAAAUUCUUAAAAUAUAGUGGUGCAUCAUAUAAAGUGCUUGUGUUAAACGUAUACUUAUUUUCGAGUGUGUUUUGUGACUAAAACCAUGUUUAGCUGGCUGAGAAAGGAGGGCGAAAAGUCCGAAAGCAUAGAUAAUGUUGUGGAAGGGCUAAAAAAAAUUUACAAAACGAAACUUUUACCAUUGGAACAGCAUUAUCAGUUCCACGAUUUCCAUUCUCCCCAACUUGAAGAUCCAGACUUCGAUGCGAAGCCUAUGAUACUGUUGGUGGGUCAAUAUUCAACUGGUAAAACUACGUUUAUCAAGUAUUUGUUGGAAAGAGAUUUCCCGGGCAUACGGAUUGGUCCGGAGCCGACUACUGAUAGAUUUAUAGCGGUUAUGUAUGAUGAAAAAGAGGGCGUAAUACCCGGCAACGCUCUGGUAGUCGACCCGAAAAAGCAAUUUAGGCCACUAAGCAAAUUUGGAAACGCCUUUUUGAAUAGGUUCCAAUGCUCUACAGUUGCUUCGCCCGUGCUGAAGGGUAUUUCCAUAGUAGAUACGCCCGGAAUCCUAUCUGGAGAGAAACAGCGUGUAGACAGAGGUUAUGAUUUCACUGGAGUCCUUGAGUGGUUUGCAGAGCGCGUGGACCGCAUUAUCCUAUUAUUUGAUGCUCACAAAUUGGACAUAUCAGAUGAAUUUAGGCGUAGUAUUGAAGCUUUGCGAGGGCAUGAUGAUAAGAUCAGAAUUGUUUUGAAUAAAGCAGAUAUGAUUGACCAUCAACAGUUAAUGAGAGUGUAUGGUGCUCUUAUGUGGUCUCUUGGUAAGGUUCUUCAAACUCCUGAGGUGGCCCGUGUUUAUAUUGGUUCUUUUUGGGAUCAACCUCUUCGUUAUGAUGUGAACAGAAGGUUAUUUGAAGAUGAAGAGCAGGACCUCUUCAGAGACAUGCAGUCAUUACCACGGAAUGCUGCCUUACGUAAAUUGAAUGAUUUGAUCAAGAGAGCACGUCUUGCUAAAGUUCAUGCAUACAUUGUUAGUGAAUUAAGGAAAGAAAUGCCGUCCAUGUUUGGAAAAGAUGGAAAGAAGAAGGAUCUUAUCAAAAACUUAGGUCAAAUAUAUGACCGUAUUCAAAAGGAACAGCAAAUAUCUCCCGGUGACUUUCCUGAUAUUAAGAAGAUGCAGGAAUCAUUAGCAAAUCAUGACUUCACAAAGUUCCAUACGCUGAAGCCAAAAUUGUUAGAAGUGGUAGACAACAUGUUGGCCACAGACAUCGCUCGUCUCAUGGACAUGAUCCCACAAGAAGAUGUAAAUGUUGUCGCCGAGCCACUAAUUAAGGAAGGAAUGAAUGCCCACCACACUCAGGCUUAUUACACGAACGGACUACUAGCCGGAGGAGCGUUCGAAGGUGUAGAAGAUCAAGUUUCACCCUUCGGCUACGGAAGAGGCGAGGGCGUCGACGCUGGCCACGGAGACCCUGAAUGGAUAUGCAGUAAAGAGAAACCGAAGUAUGACGAAAUCUUCAGGUCACUCAAUCCCAUCGAUGGCAAAGUCACAGGAGCUGCUGCCAAGACCGAAAUGGUGAAAUCGAAACUGCCUAACUCUGUUCUCGGCAAGAUUUGGAAGUUAUCCGACAUUGACAGUGAUGGGUUCUUGGACGAGGAGGAGUUCGCGCUGGCCAUGCAUCUCAUCAGGGUGAAGAUAGAUGGACACGACUUACCAUCGGAACUUCCGGCCCAUCUCGUGCCACCGAGCAAAAGGAACUGAAUUGUUAAUACUUAAAUCUAUUUAGCUAGGCUCUGGAGCGGCGUAUUUUUUGGAAUAUUGAACUGUUUAAAAAAAAAAGCGGGCGCGUGUUUGUGAAGUUAAUAAGCAAGAUAUUACAACAUUUUAAGGGGUCAAUUUUGCAAUUCUUACACUCAUCAACUUUAUCAUGCACAGAUUUCCGAAUAUUGUUUUAAAGCUAUAUUAGGUAUAUAAAUUUAAUAUUUUUUAAAUAACUGC